Messenger RNA from Diachasma alloeum, 814 nucleotides. RefSeq lists its product as uncharacterized. Gene Ontology annotation, cellular component: large ribosomal subunit; mitochondrion. The transcript has 3 exons. NCBI's taxonomy places the organism in Eukaryota, Metazoa, Arthropoda, Insecta, Hymenoptera, Braconidae. The coding region runs from base 137 to 688 and encodes 183 amino acids. The record is from RefSeq and is a predicted model, not a curated record. Gene Ontology annotation, biological process: translation. Gene Ontology annotation, molecular function: structural constituent of ribosome.
CCAUCCCUAACUGAGCGUGGGAAGAAGCGAAGGGACAACUUGUCCCCUCGAUUUGUCGUUUUUCUUCAUCAGAAGAAAUUACUAACGAGUGGCAGUCGCCAGUAAUAAUCUCAGGGGUGGUAUUAAGGGAUUGAAAAUGUCUCGUCCACUGCAUUCUUUCAUCCAAAUCCGUAAUUAUGUUGCUAAAAAAAUACCAAAAUUUUGGAGUAAAGAUAAACAAGUGUAUGGGAACGUCAGUUAUUAUCCAAGACAUCCGGAUCACGUAGACCCACCGAUAACCCCCACAAAGCUCCUAGUAGUCCAACGCGUGAAGCCCUACGUUGGCAACCCCUACUGGCACAAACAAAUUCUCGACGCAUUCAAAUUGAACGAAAAAUACAGCAAAUGCGACAGAACUAAGAAAAGUGAAAUGAUUGUAGUGAAAAACACUCCAGAGGUUUGCGCCCAGUUAUGGAAGAUUAAACAUCUUAUCAGGGUGACACCCCUGAACCAGCCUAAUAAGCUUCCAGAGGACGAUGAUGUGCAUGCCACAUGGCUCAUGGAGAACGGAGAUCUCUUGCUCACCCCUAGGGUUGACCCGGCUAGAGAACAAGCGACUUUGGAUCACAUGAAGAAUCCCAAACGUCUGGAUCGUGAAACCCUGUCCUAUGAACUGAGAAUGAGGUGGUUGAACCCUUGGGACACGUGAGUUACAGAAACAUUUUUGGGCGGAAUGAGCGAGCAGGUGCAACAAGUGUUGAUUUUUUAUUUCAAUUCAUUGAGAGGAUAAAUAUGAAGCAUGUAUAUAGUUUAAGGAGAAGAUAAAGAAGAGGUA